Messenger RNA from Pelobates fuscus (common spadefoot toad), 3859 nucleotides. RefSeq names its product ADAM metallopeptidase with thrombospondin type 1 motif 6 (gene ADAMTS6). Gene Ontology annotation, biological process: proteolysis; extracellular matrix organization. The record is from RefSeq and is a predicted model, not a curated record. Gene Ontology annotation, cellular component: extracellular matrix. NCBI's taxonomy places the organism in Eukaryota, Metazoa, Chordata, Amphibia, Anura, Pelobatidae. The transcript is spliced from 24 exons. Bases 13 to 3372 code for a protein of 1119 amino acids. Gene Ontology annotation, molecular function: metalloendopeptidase activity.
UUCUUACAAAUUAUGGAAAUAUUGUGGAAGACGUUGAUCUGGAUUUUGGGCCUUGCUAUGGCUUCAUCUGAAUUUCACAGGGACAGCAGGCUUACAUAUAGUUCUCAAGGGGAAUUCCUGUCUUACCUUGAACACUACCAACUGACGGUUCCAAUAAGAGUUGAUCACAACGGAGCAUUCGUCAGCUUUACUGUGAAGAAUGACAAACACUCACGAAGGAGGAAAAGGAGUAUGAACUCUAAAGACCAAGAACAGGAAGCUUCUAAAUUAUUUUUUAAAAUUUCUGCCUAUGGCAAGCACUUUCAUCUAAACCUGACUCUGAACACAGAUUUAGUCUCCAAACACUUUACAGUAGAAUACUGGGGAAAGGAUGGGCCUGAAUGGAGACACGAUAACAUCGAGAACUGUCACUACAUAGGAUACUUACAGGACCAAAACACAACAACUAAAGUGGCUCUGAGUAACUGCAAUGGUUUGCAUGGUGUAAUCGCUACUGAAGAUGAAGAGUAUUUUAUUGAGCCUUUAGACAACGUAACAGAAACCUCCAAUCACUUUAGCUAUGAGCGAGGUCACCCUCAUGUUAUUUAUAGAAAAUCUGCCAUCCGUCACCAGCAUUCAAGCAACCAGGCGCAUUGUGGUGUGAAAGAUGUCACUGGAAACAGCAAGCCCUGGUGGUUGAACCACACAUCCUUUAACCCAACUCCUCCUUCAGAUAAUGAUACAGAGAAUGGUCCCCGACGGCAGAGAAGAUCAAUCAGCAUUGAGCGAUUUGUGGAGACCUUGGUUGUAGCCGAUAAAAUGAUGGUGGGAUACCAUGGGCGUCGAGACAUUGAACACUACAUACUGAGUGUAAUGAAUAUUGUUGCCAAACUUUACCGUGAUUCCAGCCUAGGAAACGUUGUGAAUAUCAUAGUGACUCGAUUAAUUGUGCUCACGGAAGAUCAGCCAAACUUGGAGAUAAACCACCACGCUGACAAGUCCCUCGACAGCUUCUGUAAGUGGCAGAAAUCCAUUCUUUCCCACCAGAGUGACGGGAACACCAUUCCAGAAAAUGGCAUCGCUCACCAUGACAACGCCGUACUCUUUACCAGGUAUGACAUUUGUACAUACAAAAACAAGCCAUGUGGAACUCUGGGAUUGGCCUCUGUAGCUGGAAUGUGUGAGCCAGAGAGAAGCUGUAGUAUUAAUGAAGAUAUUGGCUUGGGCUCGGCAUUUACCAUUGCACACGAGAUUGGUCACAAUUUUGGCAUGAACCAUGAUGGAAUUGGAAACACUUGUGGAACCAAAGGUCACGAAGUAGCAAAGUUAAUGGCAGCUCACAUUACAUCCAACACUAACCCUUUCUCAUGGUCAGCCUGUAGCCGGGAAUAUAUCACUAGCUUUCUGGAUUCAGGACGUGGAACAUGCCUAGAUAAUGAACCUCCAAAACGUGACUUUCUUUAUCCCGCGGUGGCUCCAGGUCAGGUGUAUGAUGCCGAUGAACAGUGCCGUUUUCAGUAUGGAGCAACAUCACGCCAAUGUAAAUAUGGGGAAGUGUGUAGAGAGCUCUGGUGCCUCAGUAAAAGUAGCCGAUGCGUUACCAACAGCAUUCCUGCGGCUGAGGGAACCCUGUGUCAAACUGGAAGCAUUGAAAAAGGGUGGUGCUACCAGGGAGAAUGUGUAGCAUUUGGGACUUGGCCAAAGAGCAUUGAUGGAGACUGGGGACCAUGGUCCGUUUGGGGUGAAUGCACAAGGACCUGCGGUGGUGGAGUUUCUUCCUCUAUAAGACACUGUGACAGUCCAGCACCUUCAGGCGGAGGAAAAUACUGCCUCGGAGAAAGGAAGAGGUAUCGUUCAUGCAACACUGACCCUUGUCCUUCGGGAUCCAGAGACUUCAGAGAAAAGCAGUGUGCAGACUUUGAUAACAUGCCUUUUCGUGGGAAAUACUACAACUGGAAACCCUACACUGGAGGCGGUGUUAAAUCGUGUGCUUUAAACUGUUUGGCUGAAGGCUAUAAUUUCUACACCGAACGAGCCCCCGCUGUUAUUGAUGGAACUCGAUGUAAUGCUGACUCCCUCGAUAUCUGCAUUAACGGAGAAUGCAAGCAUGUUGGUUGUGACAACAUUUUGGGCUCUGAUGCUAAAGAAGAUCGGUGCCGUGUUUGUGGGGGAGAUGGCAGCACUUGUGAAUCCAUUGAAGGAUUCUUCAAUGAUUCCUUGCCCAGAGGGGGCUACAUGGAAGUCGUUCAGAUUCCACGAGGCUCAGUUCACAUUGAAAUUAAAGAAGUUGCUCUGUCUAAGAACUACAUAGCUUUAAAAUCUGAAGGAGAUGACUACUUUAUAAAUGGUGCUUGGACAAUAGACUGGCCUAGGAAAUUUGACGUAGUUGGUACCGCCUUCCAUUACAAGCGCCCAACUGAUGAGCCGGAGUCACUGGAAGCAUUGGGACCAACAUCGGAAAGUCUGAUAGUGAUGAUUCUUCUUCAGGAACAAAAUUUGGGUAUACGAUAUAAAUUUAAUGUUCCAAUCACACGCACGGGUAGCGGAGACAAUGAGGUGGGAUUUUCGUGGUAUCACCUACCGUGGUCUGAGUGUUCUGCAACCUGUGCUGGAGGUAUACAGAAGCAAGAAGUAGUUUGUAAAAGACUUGAUGACAACUCAGUUGUGCAAAAUAACUACUGUGAUCUGGAUAGCAAGCCACCCGAAAACCAGAGGGCUUGUAACACAGAACUUUGCCCUGCAGAAUGGUUUAUAGGUGACUGGACGGAAUGCAGUAAGACUUGUGAUGGGGGAAUGCGCACAAGGACAGUCCUUUGUAUUCGCAAAAUAGGACCAUCUGAAGAGGAGACCCUUGAUGACAUUACCUGUUUGACACAUCGUCCUAUUGAAAAGGAAGCUUGUAACAACCAGUCUUGUCCACCUCAAUGGAUUGCUUUGGAUUGGUCAGAAUGUACACCAAAAUGUGGCCCUGGGUUUAAGCAUCGUAUUGUUCUGUGCAAGAGCAGUGACCUUUCAAAAACGUUUCCUCCAACAAACUGUGCCGAAGAGAACAAGCCACCAGUCCGGAUGCGUUGCAGUUUAGGGCGCUGUCCUCCUCCUCGCUGGGUUACUGGAGAAUGGGGCCAGUGCUCUGCUCACUGUGGUCUGGGACAGCAGAUGCGAACUGUGCAGUGUCUUUCCUUUACGGGGCAAGCUUCAAGUGACUGUCCAGAAAAUGUUCGCCCCGCAUCAAUGCAGCAGUGUGAAAGCAAAUGUGACAGCACUCCCAUUUCAAACACAGAGGAGUGCAAAGAUGUGAACAAAGUGGCUUAUUGCCCGCUGGUGCUGAAGUUCAAGUUCUGCAGCCGAGCAUACUUCAGACAGAUGUGUUGUAAAACGUGCCAAGGACAUUGACCCACAGCAAGAGAGAGAGAGAGAGAGAAACACAGAAUGCUAUAAUUCCAUUGUGGAAAUUUGUCUGUUAAGAAGAAUGACACUAAGGAAUGAAAUGGAUGUCCUUCGAAAAAGAAAAAAAAAAGCCUGUGUAAAAGAUAACCACUCGUCAGCUCCAACUGACAGGAUUUCAUUAUUAUUUAACUUCUGUGAAGUGAAUUUAUUAUCCAAAGUGCUGGACACCAGAAAAGGAAGGGAAAACGCAUAUUGGAAAAUGUUGAAACAGGCCCUACAGAGCAGAGGACUAUGGGGUACGCUUGUGUUCUUCAGAGUCCAACACUUAGACCUUGCUUACCUCCUUCAACCAUUUUUAGUAUGGAUUUAAUAAAUGACACUGAAAUAUAUUUAAAACUGUUUUUCAAAUGUAGAGGUUGUGACUUGGACUACAAAACAAAGGAAAUUCUUAAGUCAUAGCUAAAACAUAUAAUUACUUUUAUCUCAAUUUACA